UGCAUGAGAAAGUAGUAGUACCCUUUUCUUGAAUUCUAUUUAGGUGGGACUGGAGGAGCUGAAGGAGGAAUACUGCUAUGGACAACACAGCAAAUGCACUUGAAGCUAUAAGCAAGGAAACUGUUGAUCUGGAGAAUGUCCCUCUUGAAGAAGUUUUCGAGAAGUUGAAGUGUACCAAAGAGGGUCUCAGCGACGAUGACGUUCAAACGCGGUUGGGGGUGUUUGGAUACAACAAACUCGAAGAGAAAAAGGAAAGUAAAAUACUCAAGUUUUUGGGCUUUAUGUGGAAUCCAUUGUCAUGGGUAAUGGAAGCAGCAGCAAUUAUGGCCAUCGCCCUUGCACACGGAGGGGGUAAAGGUACAGAUUACCAUGAUUUUAUCGGCAUUUUGGCGCUGCUUAUUAUCAAUUCAACCAUCAGCUUUAUAGAGGAAAAUAAUGCUGGAAAUGCAGCGGCAGCUCUUAUGGCUCGGCUUGCACCAAAAGCAAAGGUUUUACGUGACGGGAAAUGGAAAGAGGGAGAGGCCGCAGAAUUGGUCCCCGGAGACAUUGUUAGUAUCAAAUUAGGUGACAUCAUUCCUGCCGAUGCUCGAUUGCUUGAAGGAGAUCCUUUGAAAAUUGAUCAGUCUGCCCUUACAGGAGAGUCGCUUCCAGUAACUAAGAAUCCUGGUGAUGGAGUUUACUCUGGUUCAACUUGUAAGCAAGGUGAAAUUGAAGCGGUUGUUAUCGCUACUGGAGUUCAUACCUUCUUUGGAAAAGCAGCACAUCUUGUGGAAAACACUACACAUGUUGGGCACUUUCAGAAGGUCCUGACUGCAAUCGGAAACUUCUGCAUCUGCUCCAUUGCCAUUGGGAUUUUGAUUGAAAUCAUUGCAAUGUAUGGGAUUCAAGGAAGGGCGUAUCGUGUUGGCAUAGAUAACCUUCUUGUUUUGCUCAUUGGUGGUAUCCCCAUUGCUAUGCCUACAGUUCUUUCCGUAACCAUGGCUAUAGGUUCUCAUCGUUUGUCUCAACAGGGGGCCAUAACAAAGAGAAUGACUGCUAUUGAAGAAAUGGCUGGGAUGGAUGUGCUCUGCAGUGAUAAAACAGGAACUUUAACUCUUAACAAACUUACAGUCGACAAAUCUAUGAUAGAGGUUUUUUCCAAGGAGGUUGACAAGGACAUGGUUGUCUUGAUGGCUGCAAGAGCUUCACGGUUGGAGAAUCAAGAUGCUAUUGAUGCAGCCAUUGUUUCCAUGCUGGCUGAUCCUAAAGAGGCGCGAGCUGGAAUCACAGAAGUUCACUUUCUUCCCUUCAAUCCAACUGACAAGAGGACAGCACUUACAUACCUAGACAGUGCUGGAAAGAUGCACCGAGUGAGCAAAGGAGCACCAGAGCAGAUUCUCAAUCUGGCAUGGAAUAAAUCAGACAUCGAAAGAAGAGUGCAUUCCAUAAUCGAUAAAUUUGCUGAGCGUGGACUUCGAUCCCUCGGUGUUGCUCGACAGGAGGUGCCUGCUGGUAACAAGGACAGUCCUGGUGGGCCCUGGGAAUUUGUUGGUCUUCUCCCUCUUUUUGAUCCACCACGCCAUGAUAGUGCUGAAACUAUUAGGAGAGCUCUAGAUCUAGGUGUAAGUGUUAAAAUGAUCACAGGUGACCAGCUAGCAAUUGGAAAGGAGACAGGAAGGCGGCUUGGUAUGGGAACAAACAUGUAUCCAUCAUCCUCUUUGCUUGGUGAAAACAAGGAUGGAGUUGGAGCUCUACCAAUUGACGAGCUCAUAGAAAAUGCUGAUGGUUUUGCUGGUGUUUUCCCAGAGCACAAGUAUGAGAUUGUGAAGCGAUUGCAAGCUAAAAAACAUAUAGUUGGAAUGACGGGCGAUGGAGUUAAUGAUGCACCUGCAUUAAAGAUAGCAGACAUAGGAAUCGCGGUGGCAGAUGCAACAGAUGCUGCUCGCAGUGCCUCUGAUAUUGUUCUGACAGAACCUGGACUUAGUGUAAUCAUUAGUGCUGUUUUAACCAGCCGUGCCAUAUUUCAAAGAAUGAAGAACUAUACCAUAUAUGCAGUAUCAAUCACAAUACGUAUUGUGAUGGGAUUCAUGUUGCUUGCUGUCUUCUGGAAGUUUGAUUUCCCUCCCUUUAUGGUUCUCAUCAUUGCCGUUCUCAAUGACGGAACAAUUAUGACAAUAUCCAAAGACAGAGUUAAGCCAUCCCCAAUACCAGACUGUUGGAAGCUUAGUGAAAUUUUUGCAACAGGGAUAGUGAUUGGCAGCUACCUUGCUGUAAUGACAGUCGUAUUCUUCUGGCUGGCUUUUAAAACCGAUUUCUUUCCGAAGCACUUCCAUGUAAAAAGCUUUCACCAACAUUUGGAUCUUUCGGAUAAAGUUCUCUCCAAGGAACUGAAUGGACAGCUAGCAUCAGCCGUGUACCUUCAAGUUAGCACCAUCAGCCAGGCUCUAAUAUUUGUGACUCGUUCCAGGAGUUGGUCAUACAAGGAAAGGCCUGGUCUUCUUCUUCUUUCUGCUUUCAUCGUUGCUCAAUUGAUUGCAACUGUGAUCUCUGCCACAGCAACAUGGGAUUUUGCUGGAAUCAGUAAGAUUGGCUGGCGCUGGACUGCUGUCAUAUGGCUAUACAACAUUGUCACAUACAAGCUGCUUGAUCCUAUCAAGUUCGCUGUUCGAUAUGCACAGAGUGGCAGAGCCUGGAGUCUGGUAUAUAACCAAAGAACAGCAAUGACCACCCAAAAGGACUUUGGUAAGGAAGCUCGAGAAGCUGCGUGGGCGGCUGAGCAACGAUCACUUCAUGGCCUCCUAUCUAUGGAAGCAAAAUCGUUCCCCGAAAAGCACACUUUCAGGGACAUUAACAUCAUGGCAGAAGAAGCCAGAAGACGUGCAGAGAUUGCAAGAUUAAGAGAGCUUCACACCCUGAAAGGCAAGGUAGAGUCCAUUGCCAAGUUAAGGGGUUUAGAUAUCGAUGUCAACCCCCACUACACAGUCUGAAUGAUGAAUUCAUUUCCCAAAUAAAGUGCCUCCUCGGAAACCGAUUAACUGGUAGAGAACGGCCGCAUUACAAGGUGUCAAUGGUGCUUCUGCUGCAGCUUUCCUUUUCUCCUUCAAUUCACCCUAUGCUGUGCUUGUUCGCCACCAUUUGAAUGAGGUGCACCAAGCUCAAAUGUUCCAAGUAUCAAUAAAAGGUCGAAUUGGACGGCCCUUUUUUUGCCCCUUCAUCAAUGUUAUUGCAAUAUUUGAAUGUAAUCAUGAAUUCUCAUCAUAAUACAGCUUUGUAGAACAAUUAAAUUUUUGUUUUUCAAGGGAAGUCCUUUCACCACUCAAAAUAAAUAAGAAAGCCGAAAAAGAUUGCAUUGCACUGUGUAAUCCAAUCAUCAUAAAAGAAAGAAAUGUAAACUAUAGUAUAAGUCAUCAAAACUAUAAAAGUAAGAGAGAAUCUUGGUCCAACCAUUCACGUAUAACAUGUUUAGUAAUAUUAUAUAGGAUUUGAUUGAGAAAUUUUAUGACGAUAAAGGUGUAAUUAACCAGGGAAGUGAUUGCAGAGAGACCACAACUGGGGAGACCCUUUUCUGUUAGCAUACAGACUGCGAAAGCAAAACAUCAAUGAGAUGAGCCACCUCAGGAAUGGCAGAGGCAAUAAAGAAAGAAAAAAUCCAGGAAAAAGCAUUCCCGGAAAAAAAAAAAGAAUUGAAAAGGAUGGAGUGAAAAAAGAUGAGAAAAAGCAGAAGUAAAAAGGCAAUCUUUGGGUUCUUGAGCCUGGAUUUUUCUCAGUUUUGAUUUCUUACCAAAAAAAAAAAAAACAAGUCAAUAUAGAAAGCUAAAAAAAAAUGAAACCAGGACCUGAUCUGAAUGGUUAGGAGGGUGCCUCUCAAAGGAACCUAAAAAUGGUAGCACACCCAAAAUCAAGCAACAUCAGUGAGAGUGCCUAUGAAACAUGGACAAACAGAGCUCGUAACAAAAAAAAUACCUGACAAAAAUUAUGCAGCCUAGCCAAAAUUGUGGACAAGUCAGCCAAAAUAGAAAGCAAACAACAGAUUUCAAAAGAAUCAAAGAACCCAACCGAGAAGCCAGCCAAAAUUGACAGGAAAAAAUGAGAAAAGCUAGUGCCUAACCCAAGU
Populus euphratica (Euphrates poplar) is the source of this 4093-nucleotide messenger RNA. Its product is annotated as ATPase 11, plasma membrane-type-like. Gene Ontology annotation, molecular function: P-type proton-exporting transporter activity; ATP binding; ATP hydrolysis activity. The coding region runs from base 78 to 2966 and encodes 962 amino acids. Gene Ontology annotation, cellular component: membrane. The record is from RefSeq and is a predicted model, not a curated record. NCBI's taxonomy places the organism in Eukaryota, Viridiplantae, Streptophyta, Magnoliopsida, Malpighiales, Salicaceae. Gene Ontology annotation, biological process: proton export across plasma membrane. The transcript is spliced from 21 exons.